Messenger RNA from Chinchilla lanigera (long-tailed chinchilla), 4208 nucleotides. It is a transcript of the gene Cracdl, whose product is annotated as KIAA1211-like ortholog. The transcript is spliced from 10 exons. Bases 538 to 3528 code for a protein of 996 amino acids. Lineage: Eukaryota; Metazoa; Chordata; Mammalia; Rodentia; Chinchillidae. The record is from RefSeq and is a predicted model, not a curated record.
AGUGGGCAUUAAGGGGGCCAGAGGAGUGAGCGAGGGCACCUGGGCUUGGAUGUGUUUGGCAUAGAGCCUGUUCCGGGGUCCUGCAGUGUCCAGGCUGCCCUUCUCAGACCUGCCCUUGCUUGAACACAUGGGGAAAUGCAGCCUCAUCCUGGCCUUGCCCUUUGCCUGCCUCCACGGUGAGCACGAGGAAACGCAGCCCAAGUUUGUUUUCUGCCUCAGCCACUCAGCAGCGACUCCAGUCACAGGGAGGCAGGUGACGAGGACUCCAGACCAACUCCCUGAGGAGUCAGGCCACUCCCGCCCUGGCCCUUGGGGCUUGGCGUGGAAGAAGGAAGUGUGUGCUCCUCAGACAGCUCUGAGCCUGCACACCUGCCUGAGGAGCUUGCAGGGCCUCGGGUCCCUGGUUGGCAGAAGCCCCGCUUCCUCGCGGCCCAUGAGUGCUGCUGGGGAGGAUGGGGACCAGGGCUUGUGCCCAGCGCCCAGUGGUGUCCCGAGAGCCUUAGGCCACGCUGCUCCCUGCUGCUAGUUUCCAGGACGAUGAGAGAGCCCGAGGCCCACACCGCUUUCAGGAGGAUGGCUGCCUUUUCCCACUGCAUCAGGCCUGACCCCAGUGAGCUGGACAUGAUUUCCACGAGGGUGAUGGACAUUAAGCUUCGGGAGGCUGCAGAAGACCUUGGCGAGGACAACACAGGAAAGAAAAAAUCCAAAUUCAAAACUUUUAAGAAGUUAUUUGGGAAGAAGAAGAGGAAGGAAUCACCUUCGUCCACAGGAAACAGCGCCUGGAAACAAAAUCCCGCCAAGAGCGAGGUCAUUCCCAUCGAGUCCGGGCCGGUGGGCUACGACUCCGAGGAUGAGCUUGAGGAGUCCAGGGGCACCCUGGGCAGCCGGGCCCUGUCACACGACAGCAUUUUCAUUCCCGAGGCGGGACAGGACCCUGCUCGGCCUGUGCGGGUGUUUUCCCAAGAAAACGUGUGUGACCGGAUUAAAGCUCUGCAGUUAAAAAUACAAUGCCACGUGAAGAUGGGGCCACCGCCUCCAGGGGGGCUGCCCAUCAAGCGGGCGGAGGACACCGGCAUGAGCUCCGAGGACGACGGGCUACCCCGGAGCCCCCCCGAGAUGUCCCUGCUGCACGACGUGGGCUCAGGCACCACCAUAAAGGUCUGCUUAGUGUCCUCCUCCCGGCCGCAGUCUCCAGACCACACGAACAACACCACCGUCUCCUCCAGGACCUCCGACAGCAGCCUGGCACCCGUGGCUGACUUCAGCCAGCCCCCGGAGUCCUCCUCCUGCUUGGACAACUCUGCAGCCAAGCACAAGCUCCUGGUUAAGCCGCGUAACCAGCGGUCGAGUAAAAUGAGGCGUCUGUCUUCGCGGGCGCAGUCAGAAUCCCUGAGCGACCUGACCGGCACCCCCGAGGAGGAGGAAUCCGGUGAGAAGCCAGGGCUUGAAGUCAGCACAGAGGAGAAUCCCAGCGCCGGGCAACAGGAUUUGAUGCUGGACAGAGACCCUGAGCCCGGGGGACCUGCCACCUUGCUGCCACCUGGGGGGCCCCGUGCCAGACGUGCCCGCCUGCAGCACAGCCCAGCACUCAGUGCCAGUGUGGAGGAGGGGAGCUCCCUCUGGGAUGUCCCCUCAAGCUGUCCGGCCACCCCAGAGGUCACUGAGCCGGUGGCAGUCCUAGCCCCCUGCGUGGAGCCCCCAUCUCUACCAGAAGGCUCUCUGCACCCCAUUCCCGACAUUGAAAUCCAGGAGGAGGAGCCGUCCACUGCGAGCCCAUGUCCCCCAGCUGGGGACAGAGCUGAGGAGAUGGUCUGUGCUUCUGGAGACGUGGAAAGUGCGUUGUCCACCACUGUCCCCACGGGGGACACAGCACCUCAUGACACAGUACCUCCUGAGAUUGUCACUGCCACAAUCUUGGAGACACCCUGUGAUCUGGAUGGCCCAGACCAGAGUGUCCAGCAGGAGGUGGAACCCACAUUGGCAGUGCCCAGCCCCAAGGGAGCAGAGACAGAACCUGCAGUGGCUCCCGCCCCGAGCCCUCCUGGGCCCAAGAGCUGCCUGAAGCACAGGGCUAUGAUGGUGGCUGAGGACCUCAGCGUAUCCCCAGCACCCAUCACAGAGUCACCCGUACGGGAGCCCAGCCCCUGUGCCCUGGGCCACGAAGCUGUGGCCCCCGAGCACCCCAAGGCUGAGCACACAGAGUCCCCUAAGGGCGGUCCCGAGAGGGGGACUCCAGGGCGGAAAAGUGAGAGGGGUGCUGGUGGUGGGGAGCUACGGGGCGUGAAGAAGUUCUCAGUGUCGUCAUGCAGGGCACGGCCACGCCCAGGAGGCCCUCGUCUUCCAGGCCCCACUGUCCCUGCUGUCCCCACUGUCUCUGCAAUCCGAUUGCCCCUGGCGCGCAGUGGCCUGGCCUGGAGGAGCGAGGCGGCCCUCGAUGACCUCCACGUGCUCCCCGAGCGCCAGACCCAGAAAUCGGACCCUCAGAAACCAGCAGAGCCAGAGUCUCAGGACUCAGGGGACACUGCAGCCACCACGCCAGGCACGGGAGAUCCCUGCCCGGCUGCCGCGGAGCCACCCCCAUGUGAGGACAGAAGCCCCUUCCCUGUCAAGCUGCGGUCCACCUCCCUGUCCCUCAAGUACAGAGAGGGCCCCUCCCAGGAAGCCAAGGGCGUCAAGAGAUACAGCGCUGAAGUCAGGUUAGAAAGAGGAGGGCUGGCCCUGCUCCCCAAAGAUGAGCAGGGUCAGAUUGGGACAGCCUCUGCACUCCGAGGCGCCAGGUCCCCCAACGGCCAGGGAAAGGGAAAGUCGCGGUCCCCCGAGCAGCCCAGCUCCAAGCCACCCCUGCCCAGGAAGCCGCUGCUGCAGAGCCUCACCCUGGCCUACCUGCCCGACGCCAGCGCUGGAGAGCCUGAGAAAGCGACCCUGCCUGCGGACCCCAGGAAGGACAGCAGAGUGGUGGAGAAGAAGUCUGGGCGCAGAGGAGCCGAGAAGGGGCCGCCCGAGGCAGCGACAGGUCCUGGAGCUGACGGGCAGCCCACGCCACCCUGGAUCACCAUGGCCCGCCAGAAGCGGCGAGGGGCCCCCGACCAGCCGCCGAGCCAGGAAGACAAGCCCGGAACGCGGACCCUGAAGUCGGAAACAGGAAAGCAAGCCAAGGCACCCGAGAGAGCCCAGGAGCCCGUGAAACAGGUUGACUUUGUCCGAAGCAAGUCUUUCCUGAUGACCCCUGCUAAGCCCAUGGUGACCCAGAAGCAGGGGGCCAAGCUGAGCCUCAAGGAGGGGCUACAAAGGGGAAUCUCCCUGUCGCAUCAGAACUUGGGUAUGAGAUCGGCCUGUGUUACCAAGCACUGUGGAUUCAUGGUCCUGGAUGGUUCCUGCGGUCUUGCAGCUCAGGCUGCGGCGAUGACGGAGAAGGAGAUGCAUCAGCUGAAGCGAGCCAGUUAUGCCAGUGCAGACCAGCCCUCCUGGAUGGAACUCGCCAGGAAGAAAUCUCAAGCUUGGAGCGACAUGCCCCAGAUCAUAAAAUAGGUUGGCGGCUCGCUGAUGAAGAAUAUCCAUUCCCUUGACGCGCCACUUCGUUUAAAACUGCCAGUAAAUCAUGGCAAACAGACUGUGCAACUUAAGAUUGAUUUUAUCACCAAGUUAUGCUGAGCUCGGGGAAGAGGACGGAACCAAGCAAAGCAAAGAGAACAAACACAGCCAUAACCCUGGACCAGACGGCCCCCAGCAAAAACCACAGUGAAAAAAAUUCAGGAGUGAGUUCCUGUGCCUGGGGGCGUGAAUGUGAGCUUUAGGAUUCCCUGGGAAAAGAGACCCCAAACAAGGCAGAAAACGGAAAUGAAAAGCGGAUUUAUAAAUCAGACACCCCAAAAGACCAAAACCGAAGCCAUCCCAGGAGCGCCCACAUUUGCGCUCCUGCUGAAGGUCAGCCUAUGUCUGACCACUCUCUUGCCUGUGUUCUCCUUUCGUGUUUACCGCUAGGCAUGACAUUUGUGAAAAAACAGGGAUGCGUUUCCAAGAGCAGCUAUCAGACAGUCUGAUUUCCCGAAGACAGCCACUCUUAAGGAGGAGAGGAAGGAACGUGGCAGGGUUUGUCAAUCCAGAGACUGUUUCCAAAAAUAAUUUUUAAACUUUUCCACUUGGCAUCUGUGUCCUCAACCAUUGCACAAUGCAUUGCCUGUUUAAUAAAAGGUUUCGAACAUGCCUCA